Messenger RNA from Oldenlandia corymbosa var. corymbosa, 855 nucleotides. The record is from the annotation of a GenBank genome assembly. NCBI's taxonomy places the organism in Eukaryota, Viridiplantae, Streptophyta, Magnoliopsida, Gentianales, Rubiaceae.
AUGAUUAACUUGCUUGGAUCGAAGUUGAGAGCCAUGAGUUCUGAAUACAGUCGACCCGAUGAUCAAUUGCCAUCUGCGCUGAUCGAUAACGUGGCUGGCAUAGAUAUUUCUACCGACGGAAAUUACGAGAGGAGGUUCUUUGACGUUACUAACGAUGACUUCUCCUCAGAUGGUUACGACGACGACAGUGGCCCUGACGACAUUAGUAUUUGCGAGAGAGAUGCAACCCCCGAUUUGGGAAAGGGAACCAUUACUUUAGCCUUUACUUUCAAACAAGGCGUUAUAGUUGCUGUUAAUCAUCACUCAAGUGAAUCUGUGGAGAACGUUAUUAAUCUUAGUAGUUCCAUCCUUCUUGCUUUUGCUGGAGAGAUGGAGGACUGUAGAUCCUUUCUCAGAGAUCUCCAAUGCAAGUACCAGGAACAUGAAAUUUCAAAGGGGGGAAUAGUUUCUGUUGAAGAGGCAUCAGAGUGGGUGGCUGACUAUCUAUGUUCAUCUAGCAGUGAGAAGGGGCCUAGGUUGUAUGAAGUGGAUGGUGAGGGUAAGCUGUUUGUAGGAGGCCUUAUUGCUAUUGGAUAUGGUUCAGUAUUUGCUGAGUGUGCAUGCGAAACCAGGGGUUUCCGCAAUAAUAAGUCUGAUGAGGACGCUAUAAAGUUUGCAAAGGAGACUAUUCGCUAUGCUCUAUCUAUGGUUAAACGCUACUAUGAUAAUGGACAAAAUGGUGGUUUCAUUAGUGGUUUCUAUGUUGGAGCUGAUGGGUGCAAGAUGGUCAUUGAUAAGGAAGAUGUAGGAGAAGUUGUGACUAAAGACGCCGAUAUAGAAGAAGAUGUCGGAGAAGAGAUGCAGGAGAGCUUUUGA